AUGCCGACGAAAGAGUGCUUAACAUGUAAGCCGGGCGACGACACGCACCACCAAAGUGCCGUGGAGAAUACGGGCUGCGAGGAAAGCUACUUGCGCGUUGACGCGUGCAUGAAACUUAACAACGGCCGCGUCUCGGCCUGCACGGAGGAGUGGGAAAAGUUCCGCCAGUGCCACGAGCAGGGCAAGACUACGCCCAAAAGUGGUGGCAAGAACUCGAACGCCUUUGGACGCGACGUGAGCGAGAUGGAAAUGAUGGUACUGGCCGGAACAGUCUUCGUGGUCUCUGUGCUUCUCGUGCUUGUCUACAAGCUGGCGCGCGGAUGGGACGAUCUGGACAAGGACGACUUUGGCGCCAGUGUGCUGCCGCUACACGCGCCGCGCGCCACAAACCGAUGGGUCACCAGCCGCAAAACGCACUUUGGACGGCUCGGCACGAUCCAGGAACACGAAGUCUUCUCCUUCAGCUCCAAGAUGCGAUAA
Messenger RNA from Phytophthora nicotianae INRA-310, 480 nucleotides. RefSeq lists its product as hypothetical. Bases 1 to 480 code for a protein of 159 amino acids. The record is from RefSeq and is a predicted model, not a curated record. The transcript has 4 exons. NCBI's taxonomy places the organism in Eukaryota, Oomycota, Peronosporomycetes, Peronosporales, Peronosporaceae.